Kickxella alabastrina is the source of this 2772-nucleotide messenger RNA. RefSeq lists its product as uncharacterized. The transcript has a single exon. The coding region runs from base 359 to 2665 and encodes 768 amino acids. NCBI's taxonomy places the organism in Eukaryota, Fungi, Kickxellomycota, Kickxellomycetes, Kickxellales, Kickxellaceae. Gene Ontology annotation, cellular component: nucleus. The record is from RefSeq and is a predicted model, not a curated record.
GUGUCCGUCGUUCUGCAUCCAUUUAAUUAUCCUCGCCUCCACUCGUCCAAGAAUCCACUUCUACACACUGCAUAUCUAAUCUCCUUUUGUGUUGUGCGACUUUACAUUAUUUAUUUGGUUUUCUCUCUCCCCCCUCUCGCUUUUCUCUAUCAGAAUCAGAAUCAAACUCGCUAUUUGCUUUUUCCCUCAUUGUCCCUUUCUUUUUUUAUUUCUUUCCCCCCUCCACUUCUUAUCAACCCUCUGCUUACUUGCAAAUAUUUUGUGUACUCUAUUUUCCUUGUAUUUUUUAUUACCACACCUUACUCAUCAUCGACCAACCACUUCUUUUCUCCCACCUCUCUGUCUCCCUUUGCUGACGAUGUCCUCAUCUCAUCACCAAACGACACCCACCGCUGUUCAACCAUCACAUAGGCUCUUUGAUCUCCCUGGUUUCGGGCCCUCCUCCAUGAGCACCGCCAGCUUUGGCAGCAGCCCCAACCAACACAGCAACAGCAGCCAGCACGCCACACAUCACUACGGUAACGAGCCCAUGGCCGUUGUCGACGAGGACUUUUACUACCCUCGCGAUCUCGAGGCCAGCUUCUGCCGCGACUUUUCGUGCUGCGGCCUCAUCCUCAACGACCUGCACGAUCUGCUGCAGCACUACGAGGAGUGCCACGUGCGCUUCGAGGACGACGAGGCCCAGCCCGAUCUGGGCGACAACUGCUUCUUCGACGAGGAAUGGUCUCCGACCGACUGCCUGACCACAGGCGUCGGCUCGGACGCCACCGAUCUAUCCUCCUACGGGCUGACACUCGAGCAGCAGCUGAUCCUCAGCGCCACCACAACAAACAACUCUGCAAGCAGCACCGCCGUGCCCUCCCCCACACUGCCCAGCAAAAGCCCAGGGGACCACGCUGCAGGCAGCAAGACCAUGAGGGGCGUCACUGCAUCUGCGGCACACAGCACUACACAAUCGGCACGCAACACGCCGCCGCCGCUGUCGCCCAGCCAGUCUGUCAUGUCGUCUGUCACCGGCUCGCCCCAGGAGGCUGUCAUGCCCUUCUCGCUGGACAUGUCGCUGCUGGCCAGCCGCAAGCGCUCCGCCAUGUCGUUUUCCUCUGGCGACCAUGCGCCACUCAAGAAGCAAACCACAAUGACCAAUGCCGAGCAUGCUGCGGCUGCGGUUGCUGCCGCCACCGCUGUUGCCGCCAACUCCCCCGAGCUAGCCUUCCCGAGCUCCGUGCUUGGCCUCUACGACGACGACAUCAUUGCUGCCAUUGCCUCAGCCACCGAUCCGCUCUUUUUGUCCACUGCCGCCGCCGCCGCUGCCGCCGCGGGCAAUGGCUCGGGCAUGUAUGGCCGCAGGAGAAGCGACAGCGAAAGCUCGUGCGACAGCCUGACAAAGGCUGCCAACGCUGCUGUCAUGGCAGUGUCUGGCGAUAACUUUGACGACGACAUUCACCUGCCUCCCAGCGUCACUGCCGCCAUGGCUGGCGCCGUUGCCGCUGCUGCCGCGGCCAAAGCGCACGGGCUCUUACCGCGCGACGACAAGCCUUACCGCUGCCCUGUGUCGAGCUGCGACAAGGCUUACAAGAACCCGAACGGGCUCAAGUACCACAACCUCCACGGCCACUGCAAUAUGGGCGAAGAGGCGCGCGGCAUCUCAAAGCCGUACAAGUGCCGGGUCCCGGAGUGCUACAAGGCAUACAAGAACCUUAAUGGGCUCAAGUACCAUGUGCAGCAUGCACACUGUGCUAUGAUUCCCUCAAUUAGGGAUUUGCCGCCGAAUGCUACGCCUGCGGAAGUUGCCGCGGCGGUGGCUGCUGCGGCGGCUGCGGCUGCUGCUUCUGCUGCUUUUGUUGGCUCGUCGGUGCCUUCAUCGCCUGUCAUGGGCUCGGCUUCGCCGGCUCCUGCUACACCUAUUAGCUCUACUGCUGCUUCUGCCCCCACCCCCGCCCCCGUUGCUGCCAAUGCCAAUGCCAAUGCUGCUGCUCCCACACAUGUUUCUGCCGCUGCACCUGCGCCUGCCGUCGCUGUGAACAAGCCCGCUAUGCACACGUCGUCCAUGCCUGGCGCGCCGCCCAACGGUGCCCCGCGGAUGGUCAGGCCGCCGAUGGGCGGUCCUAACGGCAACCAGCGCCCAAUGGCCACCGGAGGAAAUCCAGGCGGUCCGCGCAUGAUGCCUCCCAACGGCGGUGUGUCUGGUGCUCCUCGCGCGCCCAACCCCCACUUCCAACAGCAACAGCAGCAGCGCGUCAAUGGCAGCAAUGCCCCAGGCGGUCCUCGUUCUGGCCCACAAAUGAUGGGUCCUCGCCGGCCUGGGCAGCCAAUCAUGGGCAAUGGUGGCCCUCCGCGGCCGCGUCCCAUGGGAGCUGCUGGACCACAGUCUGCGCAGCAAGGGUUGAUUCGUCGUCCUAUGCCUGUGAAUGCUCCCCAUGCUUCUUCUGCGGCGGCACCAUCUCGGCAGAUAAAUACUACUGGUGCUCCUGUGGCUAAGUCUAUGGUCACGCCUAUGACAAAGCCUGCGCCUGCUGCAACACCCCCCGCUUCUGUUUCUGCUUCCGCCCCAACAGCCGCUACUGCACCCGCGACCGUUGCUUCCACCGCCGCUUCUGCUGCCCCCAAGGCCUCUCCUUCUCCUGCUGCCCCUCGGCAACAGAUUUCGGCUACUGGCUCUUGCUAAACAAAAACAAAAAAUCCGUCCCCCCCUUUCUUUUUUUGUAAUACUUUUCCUUUUUUCACUUGUAUUUUCUUUUAUCAAAUUUAUCUAUUCUAACCACACAAAUUACG